CCAACCCCCGGUUAAACGACGAUGGAGAGGAGCUCGCGCCCUCGGUGAGGCCGAGCACGGGCGCCUGCCCUCCGGCCCCCGGAGACUCCCACCGCCGUCGGAUGCGCUCCGGUUUGGGCCGCUUACGGGGGGGAAAAACCGGGAGACUGCGCGACGGACUUCCAGCCGCCGCGAGAGUCGGGCCUGCUUUGUCGGAGCGGCGCGAGGGCCCCGUCUUUAUGACACGCGAGCCUAGUAGUGCUGCUCGCGCGACGACAAGCACCGCGUAGCCCGCGCGAAGCGGAGCUGCGAGAGAGGGGACGGAGUCGUCGCACGCAAAGACGCCCUUUCGAAAUUAAAUCCGCAAUUAAACAUACAAAAAAAAAAAAAAAAAAAAAAAAACCCUCAGAAACUGAGAAACUCCUGUCGGUGCAAUGGCUGCGAUCAUUAAAGAAAUUGUGAGUCGAAAUAAGAGGAGAUACCAGGAAGAUGGAUUCGACUUGGACCUUACGUACAUCUACCCAAACAUCAUCGCCAUGGGUUUUCCUGCAGAAAGGCUGGAGGGAGUGUACCGGAACAAUAUCGAUGACGUAGUGCGGUUUUUGGAUUCCAAGCACAGAAACCAUUACAAGAUCUAUAACUUAUGUGCAGAGCGACACUACGAUGCAGCGAAGUUCAACUGUAGGGUUGCACAGUACCCGUUUGAGGACCACAACCCCCCUCAGCUGGAGCUGAUUAAGCCCUUCUGCGAGGAUCUCGACCAAUGGCUGUCUGAGGACGAGAACCACGUGGCAGCCAUCCACUGCAAGGCCGGGAAAGGUCGCACGGGGGUCAUGAUCUGCGCUUACCUGUUGCAUCGUAGGAAGUUCAUGGAGGCACAGGAAGCUCUGGAUUUCUACGGGGAAGUGAGGACCAGGGAUAAGAAGGGUGUGACCAUUCCCAGCCAGCGGCGCUACGUGUACUAUUACAGCCAUCUACUGAGGAACCAGCUGGACUACAAGCCUGUAGCGCUCCUUUUCCACAAGAUGGUGUUCGAGACCCUCCCCAUGUUCAGCGGGGGCACCUGCAAUCCUCAGUUUGUGGUCUACCAGCUGAAAGUGAAGAUCCACACGUCGAAUCCGGCCCACACGCGAAGGGAAGAGAAGCACAUGUUCUUUGAGUUCUCGCAGCCACUUCCUGUUUGUGGCGACAUUAAAGUGGAGUUCUUCCACAAACAAAAUAAAAUGAUGAAAAAGGAUAAAAUGUUCCAUUUCUGGGUCAACACGUUCUUCAUCCCUAGCCCAGAGGACAGCCAGUCGAAGGUGGAGAAUGGCUCCGUGGUGAACGACAUCGACGGCAACUCCGCCCAGUGCCAGAGCUCUCCAGCAGAGCACGAGAGAGGCCUCGGAGGUGGCGGGGAGCGUGAGCGCGCGGCGGAGCGGGGAGGCCUCGGAGGUGGCGGGGAGCGUGAGCGCGCGGCGGAGCGGGGAGAUGCAGACCGGGAUUACUUGAUUCUUACUCUGACAAAAAAUGACCUCGAUAAAGCCAAUAAAGACAAAGGGAACAGAUACUUCUCUCCCAACUUUAAGGUGAAGUUGUAUUUCACUAAAACAGUAGAGGAGCCCUCGAUCUCGGAGGCCAGUACGUCCACCUCGGUUACUCCAGAUGUGAGCGACAACGAACCGGAUCACUACCGUUAUUCCGACACCACCGAUUCCGACCCGGAAAACGAACCUUUUGACGAGGAACAGCACACACAAAUCACAAAAGUCUGAACACUUUUUACACACACACACUCUUACACACACACACACACACACAC
Messenger RNA from Electrophorus electricus (electric eel), 1780 nucleotides. NCBI's taxonomy places the organism in Eukaryota, Metazoa, Chordata, Actinopteri, Gymnotiformes, Gymnotidae. The record is from RefSeq and is a predicted model, not a curated record.